CCGCUGCUGAACUUUCAACUUCCGCAACCAGAGGAUGAUUUUGAUUAUUAUGCGAAUAGUAGUCAGGAUGAAAGCAGAGGUAGUCCAGGUAGAACAAUUGCAAAACACGGUAAUGGUACCAUGACUAAGAGAGAGUUGAGCUUGGCAAGGAAAAGAAGGCAGUCCCUGAACAGUGAGGAGGACAACGACAGUGUGGACGAUUACUACGGGACGCACAUUACUGAAGAGCGGUAUCGACAAAUGCUUGGAGAACACAUUAAGAAGUAUAAGCGAAGGUCUAAAGACUCCUCAUCUCCCAUGCCCACACGCAUUGGGAAUUCAGUGCCCAAGGGCAACUCAAGUUCAAGAGCUAGGAGGUCGGGGAGUGAGCAACAAGGAGGAUUUCUUGAAGUGGAAACUGCAAAUGACUGCCUUAAUGAUUAUAAUCCUCACAGACCAGGAAGUCAUCAUGAGGCAGGUCUUGCUCGGCUGCGUACCACUGACAGAGUAAUAUAUGAGCCUGCAUAUUUGGAUAUUGGGGAUGGCAUCACUUACAAAAUUCCCCCAACUUAUGAUAAGCUGGCUGCUUCACUGAACUUGCCAAGCUUCUCUGACAUCCAAGUAGAGGAAGUUUACUUAGAGGGUACAUUGGAUUUGGGAUCCUUAGCAUCAAUGAUUGCUGAUGACAAAAGAUUUGGAACCCGAAGCCAGACGGGGAUGGGGGACCCUCAGCCCCAGUACGAGUCACUUCAGGCAAGAUUAGAUGCCUUGGCAUUUUCAAACUCGCCACAGAAAUUCAGUCUCAAAGUAUCUGACGUUGGGCUGAAUUCAUCCAUCCCCGAGGGGGCUGCUGGAAGUAUAAAGCGAGCUAUUUUAUCUGAUGGUGGUGUGCUACAGAUAUAUUAUGUUAAGGUUUUGGAGAAGGGAGACACUUACGAGAUUAUUGAACGAAGCCUGCCCAAGAAACAAAAAGUAAUCAAAGACCCUUCUGUCAUAGAGAGAGAGGAAAUGGAGAAGAUUGGGAAAAUCUGGAUCAACAUUGUUAGGAGAGACUUGCCAAAACAUCAUCGUAACUUCACAGCCUUUCAUCGGAAGCAGCUAAUUGAUGCCAAGAGGUUCUCAGAAACUUGCCAAAGGGAGGUGAAAAUGAAGGUCAGCAGAUCUCUUAAAAUGAUGAGGGGUGCUGCUAUUCGAACAAGGAAAUUAGCUAGAGACAUGUUGCUCUUUUGGAAGCGAAUUGAUAAGGAGAUGGGAUGCUGGUUUUCACAUCCUCAUUACCAGCUAUCAGCUACUUGUUUCUGAUGAAAAGUAUUUUCGGCGUGUUAAGUGGCAAUAUAUGGUUUUGGAUGAGGCACAGGCAAUCAAGAGUUCUACAAGCAUAAGGUGGAAGACACUGCUAAGCUUUAAUUGUCGGAAUCGAUUGCUGCUUACUGGGACUCCUGUCCAGAAUAAUAUGGCCGAGUUGUGGGCCCUUCUACAUUUCAUCAUGCCUACUUUAUUUGAUAGCCACGAACAAUUCAAUGAAUGGUUUUCAAAAGGAAUUGAAAAUCAUGCAGAACAUGGGGGUACUUUGAACGAGCACCAGCUUAACCGCUUGCAUUCAAUAUUAAAGCCUUUUAUGUUGCGGAGAGUUAAAAAGGAUGUAGUCUCUGAGCUUACUAGAAAAACAGAGAUUACAGUGCAUUGCAAGUUAAGUNGGAUACUUGGGAGU
Messenger RNA from Cucurbita pepo subsp. pepo (vegetable marrow), 1690 nucleotides. NCBI's taxonomy places the organism in Eukaryota, Viridiplantae, Streptophyta, Magnoliopsida, Cucurbitales, Cucurbitaceae. The record is from RefSeq and is a predicted model, not a curated record.